UUGACGUGUUGUUAGCAAAUGGGAGCAGAACGUCCGAUCCUUCGCAUGAGGGGGUCAUUCUGACUACAGGGCCGAUCCUUCGCCUGAAGAGGUCAUUCUGACUACAGUUGCCACUUGUUGCUAAACCCUUCAGGGCUUCAAUACUCGACCACCGCAAAUACAUUGAUAGCCUACACUUUAAUCCUACACGUUAAUCUAUUCUCUCCAAUAGAGACGCGGAUCUCGAUGUUGAAUCAGGAUUCAGGAAUACUCCCACAACUAACAUUGAAAGGAGAUACUUUGUCAACUGUUUGAUAUUUCGGUCUAAUCUGACGGGCGAAGCAUGGUUGAUAAUACCAGUAUAGCAACUAAAUCUGCUUUGCAAGCAGCGUUCUCCUCGCCCAACAACCUCCCCCUGCUCGUCUCCUCUGCCUCCACACACAGCCAUUUCCCCGGCUCACACUCACAGUCCCAACAGCCCAGCAGCGGAGGCAUGAAGCUAGAGGCGGUCAUGGAAAACCUCCAAAGACAGCAGGCUGCCCGCCUGGCGUUAGAAGAGAAGCUUCGUCAGGCAGAGAAAGAGAAGGAUCUCCGCUCCAUGGUCGAGUCCCAGAUACACCAACAAGCCCUCGCUUUCCACCACUACCAGGCAGCGGUCCGGGGCGCUUUCGCCGCGGGAGUAGCGAACUCUUCUCCCAGCUUGGCGAGAUCCGCUGAACCGGGACUGGCUGUCCAUCACAGUUUCGACGCCCGCAGGCACUCAGAGAGAGCCGACGACUCCGAUAUGGAUGACGAUCCAGAGGGGAUGGACCGAUGCAUGAAUGAUGACGACCGGAAUCUGGAUGGAGAUGACAUGGACAACGAAGGAGUCGUGGAUGAUGAGGAUGAAGAGGACAUGGAGGGGGCUCUCAGCCACUACCAGCCCCACCACCCCAUGCACCCCGGUGCGGGACACUCUCCGAAGGGCACCCCGGUGCAGUUCAUGUCUAGAAUUCCCCCCUCCUUCGUUGCGCCCCGGCAGUUGGAAUCCCCGGGCGGGAUGGCACCACAGUCUCAGAACCACGAAUGGACUUACGAGGAGCAAUUCAAACAGUCAGGACAAGGCAGUGCACCAGAGAGGAAGCUGGGAAAUUCAAGUGUCGGUAUCGGUGGCGGCUCCUCGUCUCUGAUUCAGGAGUUGUACGAGUUGGACAACGAUGUCAAGAGGAAAGAGUUUCUUGAUGACCUCUUCAGUUUUAUGCAGAAGAGAGGGACUCCAGUGAAUCGUAUUCCUAUCAUGGCCAAGCAGGUGUUGGAUCUGUACACGCUCUACAAGCUCGUCACAGAAAAAGGCGGCUUAGUGGAGGUCAUCAAUAAGAAAAUAUGGCGUGAGAUCACCAAAGGCCUCAACCUCCCUACCUCCAUCACCAGCGCAGCGUUCACCCUGCGAACACAGUAUAUGAAGUACCUCUACCCUUACGAAUGUGAAAAGAGGGGUCUGAGCUCCCCCGGAGAGCUCCAGGCAGCUAUCGACAGUAACCGCCGUGAGGGACGUCGUCAGAGCUACGGGUCGGCCAUCUUUAACUACUCUCCAAUGGGGACAACCUCCAUCGUCUCCUCCUCCAAGAUGAACAUGCCUCACCUGGCCAUGUCCACCCUCAAUGGAGCACAUGUGACCCAGGGACACAACAUCAAGAAAGAGGAUGGUCUGAUGGCGGGUUGUCUUUCGGGUCGUGUGGGGGGGAUACCCAUGUCUCUGGGAGGUCACCCCCAAGCCGCGGCAGCUCAGGAGGCUGCAGGGCUACAGGCUGCAGCGUUGGAGCAGCUGAGGGAGAAGCUGGAGAGCGGGGAGCCGCCGGAGAAGAUGGGGAUGGUCGAGGAGCAACAGAGACUCAUGCAGCACGCGGUGCAGCAGAACCUCCUCGCCAUGGCAACACAGCUUCCCAUGAACAUCAAGAUCAACAACCGAGCUGAGCGGAUGAGAGAUGAUAGACAAGAGACUCCAUUGAACCUGUCUACCAGCGGCAUUAGCAGCAUCAACAUGUCAAUAGAAAUAGAUGGAGUUGUCUACACAGGUGUUCUGUUUGCCAGGAAGCCCUCCCUCCCUACGAUGCUGGGUGGUCACCGGGUCCAGAACCAGAAUGACACCUUCUCUCAGGGAAAGACCAGUCCGGGGAUGAACUCCUCCUCCAUACAGAUCCAACCGUCCUGCUCCUCUUCCUCCUCCUCAUCCUCGGUCCACGGACAUGGAAACUCCUCCCCCUGAGCUGAGACCCACCCACAGCUCCACCCCCUAACCCCCCGCCCCCAUCAUUCCCCAAAGACAACAAGCGGUCUGAGAUACCAGAAGAAAAUACUUCUAUUGUUUUUGAAGGUGGUUUUCCCUUCCUCCUCCUCUUCCUCUUUCUCCUCCCUUUUCUCAAAACUCCGUUAUUCAAGUUGAAAGAAUGAAAAUAAAAAGUUUUAUUUACUGAGGAAAUAGUUCUGUAGAAAAAUAAAAUGAUCUCUCGCUCUAUUCUCUUUCCUUCCUCUGAACUCUGACCUCUGAACUCUGACCUCUGAAUGGUAUGUAGAGGACCUCUGAACCCUGUGUGUAUUCAGAUACAUUCUGCUGUCUUUUUCGUGUUUCCUGAGAACAGCUGCUCAGUUUGGAGCAGUGUAAACAUAUAUGUGGUGACACUUCAUUAGACGCAAGGAACUGUGGGACAAAGACACUGAGAGACUGAGACAUGUUGGCUCUCUGUCUGUCUGUCUGUCUGUCUGUCUGUCUGUCUGUCUGUCUGUCUGUCUGUCUGUCUGUCUGUCUGUCUGUCUGUCUGUCUGUCUGUCUGUCUGUCUGUCUGUCUGUCUGUCUGUCUGUCUGUCUGUCUGUCUGUCUGUCUGUCUGCAGCUCCUCCAACAGAAGAGAGGAUUCUUGACCUCGUACUCGAAGAGAGAAAUGCUUGUUAACCUGUAGCAGGGUUGGGGGUCAAUUCCAUUUUAAAAUCGUCAAUUCAGAAAAUAAACCAAAAUUCUAAUUCCACAUUUUCCUAAUUGAAAAGCAGUAAAGAGAAUUAGCAUUCAGUGUACAUCCUGAGUUUGCUGGAAUAGAAAUGGAAUUGACCCCAACCCUGAUCUGUAGUAUGGCUUGUUUGAAACCUCUGCUAGGCAUGGGAGGCCAUUUCAUUGUCACUGAAAAUCUUUAGUUUUCUUCUUGUUUUUGAUCACAAACCAGAGAAGAUUGCUACUUUACGCUAAUAACCAAAGAAAAACAAGAGUAACCAAUGAAAAGAAAGUAAAGAAUAAAAACUAUAACAUACACAGACAGCACAGAUAAAAUAGUGGAACCAAAUGACCAAACUAAGGAUAUACUGUAUAUCACAAGCACAUCUCACAGAAUCAGGGAAACGUAAUUCCUUGUUUCUUUCUUUUAGAGAGGAACAUAUCAUGUUAUCUAUCUAUCUAUUAUCUAUCUAUCUAUUAUCUAUCUAUCUAUUAUCUAUCUAUUGAAGCUGGUUCCGCUCUGAUCAAUCGAUGCCGCUCGCUAUAUCAACACAUUGUUUAAUGCUGUGGGACAAUAGCUAGAGCGUCAAGACAUGCCUUCGUCAGUAAAGGGUUAAACCAAAUAGCCUAGUAACCUAGAGCGUUCGACACUGUCGGUCCUGGUCAGAGCCUCUUAACUAACCCUUCUCACAGAAGAGAGAUUUGCACGAUGGCUCUGAUUAAAUAUGAUGUUGCGACACAUUCAACACUUAGUAUGAAUAAUUUAUUACCAGCAAUGUUUUCUGGUGAAGGCGUUAUCUUUGCAAUCAGACGGAAACAUACCUGCUGGUAGGACUAUCCCCUGGUGGGUGGUUCCCAAUCUGUAGACCAGUUCAACAUAUUACUCCACAGAAGGAGAUAUGUGGCUUAAACACAUAAUGUACAACAGCAGAACGAGGCUAUAGGUGUUGGAGCACUGAUCUAAUCAUCAAUCACACAGUGGCUUUAUCUAGUGACUGGCACCCCGUCUUUCUUUUGAAGUGCACUUGUGUCUGACAUUGGAGAGUUUCUCCAUACUCACUAUUUCACUCUCUUUGUCCCUCUCUCUCUCUCCCUCUCUUUGUCCCUCUCUCUCUCUCCCUCUCUUUGUCCCUCCCUCUCUCUCUCUCUCCCUCCCUCUCUUUGUC
Messenger RNA from Oncorhynchus kisutch (coho salmon), 4106 nucleotides. RefSeq names its product AT-rich interactive domain-containing protein 3A-like. Gene Ontology annotation, cellular component: nucleus. Lineage: Eukaryota; Metazoa; Chordata; Actinopteri; Salmoniformes; Salmonidae. Gene Ontology annotation, molecular function: DNA binding. The transcript has 9 exons. Gene Ontology annotation, biological process: regulation of transcription by RNA polymerase II. The record is from RefSeq and is a predicted model, not a curated record. The coding region runs from base 323 to 2224 and encodes 633 amino acids.